Messenger RNA from Neolamprologus brichardi, 2230 nucleotides. RefSeq names its product G protein-coupled receptor 151 (gene gpr151). Gene Ontology annotation, biological process: G protein-coupled receptor signaling pathway. Gene Ontology annotation, molecular function: G protein-coupled receptor activity. Gene Ontology annotation, cellular component: plasma membrane. NCBI's taxonomy places the organism in Eukaryota, Metazoa, Chordata, Actinopteri, Cichliformes, Cichlidae. The record is from RefSeq and is a predicted model, not a curated record.
UUGAAAAAACAAAACAAAAUAAACAUUUUAAAUGAAGUUUGUGAUGAUGUCCCAACCACCUCAUUGAUAAAUCACAUACUCUGUCAGGAUGUCUAGUGAAUGCAGGUCACAGUUUAUGGUAGUGCCUUGGGUAGGCACUGUUACCUUUAACUCUUAUUUAAGGAAUCUGAUUACUGUUAAGACCAUAACUUUAAUGAAUCAUUUGCACCAAUCCAGUAUAUUCAUCUGUGCCGAGAUUUUCCUAAUUGGCCCCAUGUGGGUGUAGUCUCCACACAUUUUGCCAGCUGGGGACAGCAGCUGUCAAUCAAACAGCAUCUUUAUAACUUGCUCGAGAUGCUGCAUCAUCGCAUCUCGGGAUAAACCAGAGGACUGUCAGGUGCUCUGUACACUGCGAAUUCAUUGCUUCUCUGGUGCUUAAAUUUGAACAGGUGUAAACUCCAAGAUAUAUUGUCACAUUGUUUUUGGACAUUUUUUCCACCCAGGGCAUUUUUCCCCUACAUUUCCUGCCUGCCUUCGAUUAUUUUUUAAAAAUCAUUUAUUAUCUUCUUGUGACCAGAUCAGCGUCUUCUGGAAACAAUGGAUAAGCUUAGUGGGACCAAUGGCACUGUGGUGAACAGCUCUGUAGACAUGUGGUCAUUUAGUGAACACGAUUCCUUCCAGCACCUGGACACGACUGAGCUCAGGGUCCUGGUGCCAGCUAUUCUGGGAGUCAUUUGUAUCCUGGGCGCGGCUUGCAAUCUCACUGCGAUGGUCAUCCUGUUCUCUAAUGCGCACAAAGGCAAACUGUCUCUCAUCAACUCCCUCAUUUUCAACCUGAUGUUUGCAGAUGGGCUGGUACUGAUGUUUACAGUGCCUUUCAGGGCUGCCUCAUACUCCAAGACGAGCUGGAAUCUAGGCUGGGUGGUGUGCAAGACAGCCGACUGGUUUCUCCAAUCCUGCAUGGUUGUCAAGAGCUUCACCGUGGCUAUCAUGGCUAAAGCCUGCUACCGCUACGUGUCAAAUCCAAACAAGCAGGUGAGCAUACACCUGGGCUCCAUCCUGGUGGUGCUCUUCUUCAUAUGGCUGUCUGGCUGCACUGUCACCAUCCCACACUGGCUGUUUGCUCGGCUGCAGAGAGAGAUCCUUGGGCUGGUGUGCGUAAUGACGGUUCCUCCUGAAGCCCAGGAUUUCAUGUCUGUGUAUGUGAAAGCGUAUCCUCUGGGGGUCUACUGUGCACCUCUGAGCAUUGCCCUGAUAUAUUUCUGGAAGGCUUAUGGCCAGUGCCAGCGCCGUUCCAGUAAGAGUCAGAAUCUGCGUACACAGAUCAGAUCCAGGAAGCUCACUUUAAUGCUUUUCAGCCUCACUGUGGCCAUGGCUGUCCUCUGGAUUCCUCACUGGGUUGUGUGGCUUUGGGAGCGCCAGAUUGCAGAAAAGGAAUCUGGCGCUCAGCCCCUUAUUUCCUCUCCUCCCCUUCUCCUUAUCCUUUCUGCUCAGCUGCUCACCUUCUCUCUGUCUUUGGUAAACCCUCUCAUUGUCCUUUCUCUCUCUGAGGAGUUCAGAGAGGGUUACAGGGGGUUUUGGAGGCGCCUCACCCUGCGCAAGCAACCGCCACCUAAGCCUGGACCCCACAACCCCACCACUCUCCAGUCCCCUUGUCCUAGACCAGAGACCUCAGGUCAGCUACGGGGGGAGAGAAGCCUUCAAUCAGGCUGCAGCAAGGAAGCCACCAGGGAGGCUCAGCCUCAGCCGGAGCAAGUCGGACCAGAAGGAGGAGGGAGGGAAGCGGACACCGUGAGUCUUAAAGAUGGGAGCAUCUUGCCUGAUGUGGAGCAGUUCUGGCACGAGAGGGAAGGUGGAUCACUCACACAGGAAAACGACCCUGUGCCGUGGGAGAACCAAAGCAUAGAGGAAAAAAAUAGCUGCCACCUUUUCAGCCGAUCAUCACCCGACUGAAGCUGAGAGGACUGCAGAGUGCUGAACUGUAAAUAAUUGUAAUUCUGUCAGGUGUGUUUAUAGUAUUAUUCAAAGGUAAGAAGUGCAAUCAGUGUGAAUGUGGACUACAUCUAUAUCUGUGUAAAUGACCGAAUUCACAAUAAUGUGUUAGCAUUACUAUAUUUAGAGUAAGGUGAUUUUUGGUAGCUGUACAUAGAAGCUCCUGGCAAUAAUGAUUAUGUAAAUUACACAGUAGAACAGAUCUGUAUAUCCUGUAUGUCAUGGUGUUUCUGUGGAAUAUUUGCCAGCUUAUAUUAUU